Messenger RNA from Cryptomeria japonica (Japanese cedar), 1947 nucleotides. RefSeq names its product 5-amino-6-(5-phospho-D-ribitylamino)uracil phosphatase, chloroplastic. Lineage: Eukaryota; Viridiplantae; Streptophyta; Pinopsida; Cupressales; Cupressaceae. The record is from RefSeq and is a predicted model, not a curated record. The transcript has 12 exons. Bases 266 to 1432 code for a protein of 388 amino acids.
AUACCCCAGCACAGGACCCACCCAUAGACAUGGGGUAAACAGCCUUCCACUUCAUCACCGAAUGUCAAAGAUAAGACACGUCCCUGUCGCACGUGUAUAGACACGUCAGAUUAUAACCUAAUCUGUCCGUCCAUCCAUACAUUUUGUCCUCUUCACGCAGGGUGAAGGAAAAAUCUACAACACAAAUUUCAUCCGUGUAUUCAAAAUAACUAUUUAUUUGCUAUGCACAGCAUUUGCACAAUAAAUUGCACAAAGAAGAAAUGGUAUGCUCUUUAGCAUAAAAAUGGCACAGAAUUGCAUGGAUUGCAGGCUUAAAUGUUGUUGUUCCGCAGUAUUAUCCAGUGCAGGGCGCUUCCGAAGAGCGGCACCCAAACAAAAGCUGAAUUUCACUGAGCCGAGAAAACAGGGCGGAAACAAACUAGUGGUGACCAGCAAGGCUGCUGAUUUUGGGGAAAGGGAUUGUAAUGAUGGGUUUCCAAUUAUACCCAAAAAUCCUUUCAGUGAAGAGGCUAUUGGAGCUGAAUAUGGAGAGGCUUUUGAAGCUUACAAACCAAAUGGCCCACUAGAAGUUGAUGUAGAUUUCUUGAAUGAUCGACUACGUGAAAGUGGUCUUCAAAGAAUAAGAUACUCAAUGAAACCUGAUGAAGCUUUUGGUCUCAUUUUUUCAUGGGACAAUGUAGUGUUAACGUCCAAAGGAAGCACAGAGAUUAGCAAAAUCAAGGAAUGCCAUAAGGCAGAUACAUGGGCCCUCAGGAUGGAUGCUUGGAACCGACUAGCAUCUGAAGAGGGAAAAUUGAUUCCAGAUGACAUUGAGACGCAACGUCGGAUGCUUUCUGCUGGUGCUGAGCAUGUAUUGUGUAAGGUCCUUUUCUGGGAAAAAGCAAGAGAUGAAGUGGAGAGGUUGAAGCUGCGGCUAUCAGAAAUAUUCUAUGAAGAAUUAUCCAGAUUACAAGCACCAAUGGAGGGAUUGAAAGACUGGUUGGAAGCUCUCUAUACAGCUGGUGUGCCAUGUGCAAUUACAUCUUCCUUGGAUCGUCAAAGCAUAGUUGCAGCUCUUGAAAGAAUGGGACUCCGUAAUUAUUUUCAGGCUAUCGUGGCAGAUGAAGAUGGAAUGGAGUCCAUUGCACAGAGAUUUCUUUCUGCUGCUGUAAAGUUGGAACGACCACCUUCCAAAUGUGUUGUUUUUGAAGAUGAUCCUAGAGGCAUCACAGCUGCACACAACUGCACAAUGGUGGCAGUGGCUUUGAUUGGUUCUCAUCCAGCAUAUGAAUUAGUCCAAGCAGAUCUUGCUGUAGCAAGCUUUAGCGAGCUUUCUGUUUUCAACUUGCGACGUCUGUUUGCAAACAAGGGUUCCAAAUUUAUGGAUUUACAAAAACAAGUUGUUGAAAAAAGCCCAUCCAGAAGAAAGCUUACCGUUGACACUAUCUUUUAGUUUACAAGAGAUACUGCCGUAUUGAGUUCAGCUGUAGCAACUACACAUUUUUAAGUAGUUUGUUACACCCCUUUGCAGCCCUGUUAAUAAAAACACAGUGAGAUGGUUUGAGUAGCUGAUGUUUGUCACUUCUUUGCUCGGCCAGAAGAUAUGGGAAAGAAAUAAUAGAUCUUCAUCAGCACUGUUCCAUAUGGUACACUCCUCUUUAGAAACUAAGGAUGGCAGGGAAGAUCCAUCUAGAAGGGAUCAGGUGGUAUUGUUUACAUUGGUCAUCUAAUGUUUGCUUGGCUCGGAAAUCAUGUCUGCCUACUAUUAUUAAUGCAGCUCAUCCCUAGUCUUUGUAGCAUGUUCAUCUGUUUUAUACAAACAAUUUCUGCAUGUGAACAUUGUACAUUUAGUCAGGAACAGUGUGAAUUUGUAAUAGUUGAUAUACUAAUCAUAACUUCUUAUUGCUAGGAGUGCAAUAAGUUGUAAGAGCUUUGAUCUUCUGUUUCCAUAAUAAGUUCAUUUACUAA